AGGCGCGCCGCGGGCGGUCGGUCGCGACAGGACAAGAUGGCGGCUUCCUCGGUGUGCCGGGCCGGUGGUGCGGCCGCGCGGGCCCUGCUGCGGGGUGCGCGUCCCCCCGCAGCUGCGCUGACUCUGACAAGGAACCGAGGCGCGGCCACGUACGCUCAGACACUCCAGAACGUCCCCGAGACCCAGGUCACCACUCUGGAAAACGGCCUCCGGGUGGCUUCGGAGGAGUCCAGCCAGCCAACGUGCACGGUGGGUGUAUGGAUCGGGGUGGGCAGCCGCUAUGAGAACGAGAAGAACAAUGGGGCUGGUUUCUUUGUGGAGCAUCUGGCCUUUAAGGGCACAAAGAAUCGUCCUGGUGCUGCCUUUGAGAAGGAGGUGGAGAGCAUGGGCGCUCACCUGAAUGGGUACACCUCCCGUGAGCAGACUGCUUAUUACAUAAAGGCCUUGGCCAAGGACAUGCCCAAAGCUGUCGAGCUUCUGGCUGACAUCGUGCAGAACUGUGCCCUGGAGGACUCUCAGGUCGAGAAGGAACGUGGUGUCAUCCUUCAGGAGCUGAAAGAAAUAGACAGCAACAUGGAAGCUGUUACUUUAGAUUACCUGCACGCCACUGCUUUCCAGGGCACGCCGCUGGCGCACACUGUCGAGGGGACCACAGACAACAUCAAGCAUCUGACUCGAGCAGAUCUAGCUUCAUAUGUUGAUAAUAACUUCAAGGCACCUCGUAUGGUCCUGGCAGCUGCUGGAGGUAUUUCCCACAAAGAGCUGGUAGAUGCAGCUAAGCAGCACUUCAGUGGGGUGCCUUUUAAGUACAAAGAGGAUUCUGUGCCUGUCCUCCCGCACUGCCGCUUCACAGGGAGUGAGAUCCGUGCCAGAGAUGAUGGUCUGCCCGUUGCCCACAUUGCUCUUGCUGUGGAGGGGCCAGGAUGGGCUAAUCCAGACAAUGUUGUCCUCAAUGUGGCCAAUGCUAUCAUGGGAUGCUAUGACCGCACUUUUGGAGGUGGUAAGAAUCAGUCCAGCAGGCUGGCUGCGCUUGCUGUGGAGCACAAUCUGUGCCACAGUUUCCAGACGUUCAACACCUCUUACUCUGACACUGGCCUCUUCGGUUUCCAUUUUGUUUCGGAUCCCCUGUCCGUGGAUGACAUGAUGUUUUGUGCUCAGGGGGAGUGGAUGCGCCUGUGCACUAGUACCACGGACUCAGAGGUGGAAAGAGCCAAGAACUAUCUCCGGAAUGCCAUGGUGGCUCAACUGGAUGGGACUACACCAGUGUGUGAGAAUAUUGGAAGCCAUCUCUUAAACUAUGGACGCCGCAUCCCUCUGGAGGAGUGGGAUGCCAGGAUUGCUGCCGUUGAUGCAAGUAUGGUGAGAGAGGUCUGCAGUAAAUACAUCUAUGACAAAUGCCCGGCCAUUGCAGCAGUUGGUCCCAUCGAACAGCUCUUGGAUUACAACCGCAUCCGCAGUGGCAUGUACUGGGUCCGUUUCUAGGAUGUGUCCCUGCAGUGGGAAUAGUGAAGCUGUGCACUGUGUCAGGUUCCCUCUGGCUCUGAAUGUCUUCUGCACCCAGGGGCAAGAUGAGUCCCAUCAACUGCCUGUCUUCUCGGUGUUAAAUGUAUAAAAUAAACAUAUCCUGUAUGGAGCUGGUUCUGCUGGA
Molecule: messenger RNA, 1648 nt
Organism: Melopsittacus undulatus (budgerigar)
Lineage: Eukaryota; Metazoa; Chordata; Aves; Psittaciformes; Psittaculidae
Gene: UQCRC1
Product: ubiquinol-cytochrome c reductase core protein 1
Exons: 13
Coding region: 37-1482 (481 amino acids)
Cellular component (GO): mitochondrion
Molecular function (GO): metal ion binding
Source: RefSeq, a predicted model, not a curated record